AUGCCGGCUCCGUCCCGGCCGGCGGGUGCCCUCUUCCGCAACCUCGCCCGAUCAAGUCGGCGGCCUUUCGCCCUCCCAUUGCCGGCGAGCCAUACCAUCGCAGCCUCUAUUACGACAUCGCCAUCACCUCGAUGGCACUCCACGUCCUCGUCCAACUCGUCACAGAAUUUCUCAUCUGUCAACCCCGAUGAGGUCUCACACUUCAAUGCGCUCGCCGCCGACUGGUGGGAUCCUCAUGGCUCCUCCCGGCUACUUCAUCUCAUGAAUCCUUUACGUCAUGACUUCAUCCGCGCUUGUCACCGCACCGACCCCGAUUCUCCCACUCGAGACCUGACGUUCCUUGAUAUUGGCUGCGGCGGUGGUAUCUUUGCCGAAAGUGCAGCUCGUUUACCGACUACCAGGCAUGUCACUGCUAUCGAUCCCACCCCCGAAGUGCUCGCUGUAGCACGUUCACACGCUCGCAAAGAUCCUGGUCUUCGCUCCAAGCUCCAAUAUCGGCAAACAUCAAUCGAAAAUCUUCCUAUCCCUGCGACACCACAAGAGGCCUACGAUGUGGUCUCAUUGUUCGAGGUUAUCGAGCAUAUCGAUGCUCCAGGCGCAUUCCUAGAAAAGGUGCGCCCCUUCGUCAAACCUGGGGGAUGGCUUGUUAUGAGCACCAUCGCGCGAACGUGGAUGAGUUGGUUUACCACCAAUUUCAUGGCCGAGGACGUUCUGGGUAUUGUUCCCAAGGGAACACACGACUGGAACAAGUAUCUCAACGAGGAAGAGUUGCGAACUUUCCUCGCCGGUCGAGGCUGGAGCCACCCAAUGGUGCAGGGUGUAAUAUAUAUCCCUGGGCUUGGGUGGAAGCAGGUCGAUGGCAGUGAAAAGGUAGGCAACUACUUCUUCGCUAAAAGUUUGGGGUUGCAAAUGAUCAAAUGAAAGUCAAUUGUAAUAUAGUGUAAAAUGAUUGCUUGGUUCACCAGCUGAAAGGCUAUGGGGAUUUGUUAACUAUUAAAUUGGCAUGAUUCUCGUCAUGGGAACUUGAUCCUAGUCCACCAUAUUUCGAUUGGUGAGACUAUUCCCCUCUGCCGUGGUCGCUCAGCUUACCCAUUGUAGAAAAGAGCGUACUUACUGUAAGGCUGGGAGGUUCUCGUUUGCAAAGUCAGUCAGAACUAGCAGUUCCUAAUGUCGGAAUGUGCACCACCGAACCAGUAACGUCGCAAAGCAUGUUGCGGCUGUGCGAGCUGAUACAGCUCCACGCUCCUAUAUCAUCCUAGCACUAAUAAGGAUUUACAGCUUACUGGGUAUAUGAUCCUUGGCGUAACAGGUUUUCGUGUUGCACAACAACUCA
Fusarium oxysporum Fo47 is the source of this 1333-nucleotide messenger RNA. Its product is annotated as S-adenosyl-L-methionine-dependent methyltransferase. Gene Ontology annotation, biological process: ubiquinone biosynthetic process. NCBI's taxonomy places the organism in Eukaryota, Fungi, Ascomycota, Sordariomycetes, Hypocreales, Nectriaceae. Gene Ontology annotation, molecular function: 2-methoxy-6-polyprenyl-1,4-benzoquinol methyltransferase activity. The record is from RefSeq and is a predicted model, not a curated record. The coding region runs from base 1 to 921 and encodes 306 amino acids. The transcript has 2 exons.